This is a messenger RNA of Arabidopsis thaliana (thale cress), 129 nucleotides long. RefSeq lists its product as uncharacterized. The record is from RefSeq and is marked reviewed. The coding region runs from base 1 to 129 and encodes 42 amino acids. Lineage: Eukaryota; Viridiplantae; Streptophyta; Magnoliopsida; Brassicales; Brassicaceae. The transcript has a single exon.
AUGUGUUUUCUUGUUGCUUCCUUCCAGACCGUUCAAAUCUCAGAUUUAGGUUUCGUCGCCGGUGUUCUUUUCGUUUUGUAUCCGUUCUCCGCCGUUGUAUCUCGUUUCGUGUGCCCAUUUUGGGAUUAA